UCAUGCCCAAGCUACGCCUGAAACGAACUCUGGAAGAAGAGGCUGCUCGACGUUUACGGAAAGAGAGGAAAGCGGCCAAACGUCGAUAUCCACGAGAUGACCAUGAUGAACGGUAUCCAAACUGCCCCCGUCACCAUUCCUCACACGAAACCUUGAAGCCUUUCAGUAGUCGAAAGUGGGCUUCAGAUGACGAGGACUUUAUUGGAUCAGAACCCGCAGACUCGUCGUCCGGAGCCUACACGACUUCCUGCUAUCCGGAAUCGGAAUCAUACAGACAUGCCUCCAAACCCGACUAUGAGGCUAUACAAGCCGAAAUGGAGGAACAACGUUUUCGAGAGAAAAUCUCGAUGGCUUUCGAUGAGGACGAAGCUUUUGAUUCCCUUGAAGCUCGUCUCAAUUCGUUCGCCCAUGUUCCAAUGCACUGGGGUGGCGGUCAUAGCAACAGAACUCAACCAAAUUAUGACACCGAUGCAUUCAUGAAGCUCGAUCCCAUGAGUUUGGACGAGGAGGAUUAUGCUGAAUGGAUUCGACGAGGAAUGUAUCGCAAAACACAUGUACAAGAAUACGAAGAGGAGGAACGCAAGAAAUCGGAGCGUGCUUCCAGGCGUGCUCGGGAGAAAGCCAUCAAGGCCGAAACUGAACGUUUAGGGAGAGAAGCGGCCAACGAUCGGAGGCGGAGGAAAGGCGAGAAGGAAUAUCGUAAACGUCGUGAAGCUAUCGAUGUUUACCACGGCAGAUGGAAAAAACUUUUGUCUACUCAAUCAGAUUCGCUCACCACAGUCGGUUUCAACGAUAUACCCUGGCCAGUUUUCCCCUCUGAACACGACCGGAAGGGCUCUACCUCUUCUUGCAUCUCGUUGGAGGACCUCACCAAGGACGCAAUCUCUGCUUUUCUAUUCAUGUCAACCAGUAGUACACCUCUUUCCGAUAUGAAGAUUGAAGACGCCGAGAAAGAGAAGAAGGACAGGAAAGAUAAACUUCGAGAGACGUUUCUACGAUUCCAUCCCGACAAGUUCGAGGGGCGUUUCAUGUACAAGGUACCGCAAGGAGAUCAAGAGAAGGUCAGGGCGGGACUGGCAACUGUCGUGCGGGCAUUGAACGAGUUGGUGACAGAAAGUUAGGUACUUCACCUUUUGUUUCUUG
This is a messenger RNA of Marasmius oreades (fairy-ring Marasmius), 1143 nucleotides long. RefSeq lists its product as uncharacterized. The transcript is spliced from 2 exons. The coding region runs from base 3 to 1121 and encodes 372 amino acids. Gene Ontology annotation, biological process: canonical NF-kappaB signal transduction. The record is from RefSeq and is a predicted model, not a curated record. Lineage: Eukaryota; Fungi; Basidiomycota; Agaricomycetes; Agaricales; Marasmiaceae.